Malaya genurostris is the source of this 3814-nucleotide messenger RNA. RefSeq lists its product as uncharacterized. Gene Ontology annotation, biological process: proteolysis; DNA integration. The record is from RefSeq and is a predicted model, not a curated record. The transcript has a single exon. Gene Ontology annotation, molecular function: nucleic acid binding; aspartic-type endopeptidase activity. Lineage: Eukaryota; Metazoa; Arthropoda; Insecta; Diptera; Culicidae. Bases 15 to 3167 code for a protein of 1050 amino acids.
AGCGGGAUACGGCAAUGAUCGAGUCAUCAGCAUCAACGUCAUCAGUGAAUUUCAUCAAGCGAAAACAGCAGUUUUCAAAACGUCAACAUAAGCCACCAGUGGAGACAGCCGGACCAGACAAGAGCAAAAAUAUUCCCUCUACACCCUGCUGGUACUGCGGGGGAAUGCACUUCGUUCGAGACUGCACUCAUUGGAGCCACAAAUGCAAGGACUGCGGCAACAUCGGACAUCGCGAGGGAUAUUGUUCCUCUGCCAAGCGAAAUUUCAAGACCAGCCGAAACAGAAAGCACCCAGGAUCGUUAAAUACAAAAACCGUAAAUCUCCGUAUAAAUACCGUCGAUCAAAAGCGCCGUUUUGUUAAAAUUGUACUGAACGGUGUGAAGGUGCGUCUACAGUUGGACACGGGGUCUGACGUUAGCAUCGUAUCGAAACGCUUGUGUGAGAAAAUAGGUAAACCACCCACUGCACCAGUAAAUGAGCUAGCCUCAACAGCGUCAGGCGACCGAUUGCAGUUUUUGUUUAAGUUCAGCCGUCUAGUGUCUUUCAACGGUGAACAACAUCACUGUCAGUUUUACGUGGUCGAAAACCCGCUUUAUCUUUUCGGAAUCGAUUUGAUGGAAGCAUUCGGUCUCUUUUCAUUGCCCAUUAACAUGUACUGCAACAACGUCAGUGUUCCUGCUAUCACUUUGCAGUCACUCAAAGCGGCAUACCCGAGUGUAUUUAGAAACGAGUUAGGAUUGUGCACGAAAACAAAAGUGAAAUUGGAACGGAAACCAGAUGCAACUCCAGUUUUUAGUCCGAAACGUCCAGUGGCUUAUGCAGUACACAGCACGGUUGACAACGAACUUGACCGACUGGAACGAGCAAAAAUCAUCACACCAGUAGACUUUUCGGACUGGGCAGCACCCAUCGUCGUUGUCAGAAAAACGAACGGAUAUAUUCGCAUUUGCGGAGAUUACUCUACAGGUCUCAACAAUGCACUGCAACCGCACCAGUACCCGUUACCGCUACCGGAGGAGAUUUUCAACAAGUUGGCUAAUUGUACUGUAUUUAGCCGAAUCGACCUGUCGGAUGCGUUCCUGCAAGUAGAGGUUGACGAAAGUAGUCGUGAUUUAUUAACCAUCAACACCCAUCGUGGACUCUACCGGUACAAUCGUCUGCCACCGGGAGUCAAAACAGCACCGGGAGCUUUCCAGCAACUUAUCGAUACAAUGCUGGCAGGUCUUCCUCAUACGUGUGGUUAUUUGGAUGACGUCGUCGUUGGUGGUGUCACUACUGAGACACAUUGGGAAAACCUUCGCGCAGUGUUUCAAAGAAUCAGCGAGUUUGGAUUUACCAUCCGAGUGGAAACGUGCAUCUUCGCUCAGCCUCAAAUCAAAUAUGUAGGUCAUCUGCUUGACUGCAAUGGUCUUCGCCCGGAUCCAGCAAAAGUUCAAGCCAUUAACGAAAUGCCAUCGCCCACUGAUGUAUCUGGUGUUCGGUCCUUCCUAGGAGCAAUUAAUUACUACGGAAAAUUUGUUCCUCGUAUGCGCUGUCUGCGGUAUCCUCUUGAUGAGCUGCUCAAAGCGGAUGCGAAAUUCAAGUGGACAGCAGAAUGCCAGGCGGCAUUCAACAAAUUUAAGGAGUUGCUGAAAUCUGACCUACUGUUGACACACUACAACCCUGCACUUGAUAUAGUGGUGUCGGCAGAUGCGUCGUCUGUUGGUGUCGGUGCUACUUUGUCACACAAAUUUCCGGACGGUACUCUCAAAGUUGUGUACCACGCUUCCAGAGCAUUGACAGCGGCAGAGAAAAACUACAGUCAGCCCGAUCGUGAAGGACUUGCGAUAAUUUUUGCGGUGACCAAGUUUCAUAAAAUGCUGUUUGGUCGUCGCUUUCAUCUUCAGACAGAUCACGAGCCGUUGCUGAGAAUCUUCGGUUCAAGGAAAGGGAUUCCUGUUUACACAUCGAACCGAUUACAACGUUGGGCUCUUACGCUGUUGCUUUAUGAGUUCACCAUCGAGCACGUUCCGACAGCGAAAUUCGGCAAUGCUGACAUACUUUCCCGUCUGAUCAGCCAGCACGUCAGGCCUGAGGAAGAUUAUGUGAUUGCUUCGGUCUCUCUGGAAAAUGACUUAAGGUCAGUUACACAAGAUGCAUUAACCAUUCUUCCUUUAAGUUUUAGGAUCGUACAACAGUCUACACAGUCCGAUCCUAUUACCAAGGCAGUUUAUCGUUACCUCCUUGAUGGGUGGCCUAAGACCGUUACCGAUGCAGAGCUCAAACGGUUUUAUGCUCGACGUGAAUCUCUUACCACGGUACAAGGCUGCAUACUAUUCGGCGAUCGACUGGUUAUACCAUCGCCUCAUCGCAAGCGUAGUCUUCAUCAACUUCAUCGUGGCCACCCUGGAAUUCAGCGAAUGAAGGCGAUUGCCAGGUCUUAUGUUUAUUGGCCAACUCUCGACAGCGACAUUGUUGAUUUCGUCAAAUCCUGCCGUCAAUGUGCGAUGGCUGCGAAAACACCGCCGAAGCCAGCGCCGUUGUCAUGGCCUAAAUCAACAAAACCGUGGCAGCGCGUUCACCUUGAUUAUGCUGGACCGAUCGACGGGGAAUACUACCUGGUUGUCGUAGACUCUUUCUCGAAAUGGCCUGAAAUUGUGCAGACGAGAAGUAUCACUACAGCCGCCACAGUGAAAAUCCUCAGAGAUCUGUUCGCUCGCUUGGGAAUGCCAGAGACACUGGUGAGUGAUAAUGGAUCCCAGUUCACCAGUGCAGAGUUUCAAUCGUACUGUACGAACAACGGCAUCGAGUAUCUUACAACAGCACCAUUCCACCCUCAAUCGAACGGUCAAGCCGAGCGAUUCGUGGAUACGUUUAAACGAUCGAUUAAAAAGAUUAAGGAGGGGAGAGCGACAAUGUGUGAUGCUCUCAGUACAUUUCUUCAGACUUACCGGAGUACACCUUGUUUUUCUUCUCCAGACGGCAAAUCACCAGCAGAAGUUUUGUUCGGUCGUCCGAUUCGUACUAGUUUGGAUCUGCUCCGUCCACCAUCCGAUCGUGUACAUUUGGAACAAUCGAGUGAAAUUCAUCCUUUAAAGCGACAAUUCAUCGUUAAGGAUACGGUGUAUGCAAAAGUAUUUGCAAGAACCAAUGGCACUGGGUUUCAGGAACAGUUUUGGAACGUGUAGGUCGUGCAAUGUACAACGUUCAGCUCGAGACUGGUAAGCUUAUUCGGUCCCACGUUAACCAGCUUCGAGAUCGUGCUGAUUCAGAGAGUCGCAGAGUACCAGCAUUGACGGAUAGAACGAAACUUCCUCUCACCAUUCUACUCGAUGCUUGGAACCUUCCGGCCCGUUGCACACCAGAUCCAUUAGCACACUCAACACCAGUAGCACCCAUUCCAAGCUGCUUUAGUUCGAGACAGUCGUCAGUACCAAAUAGCCUGUUGAGAAGGCCCACAUUGUCAUCAGAGUCUUCGUUGUCUGCAUCGUCUUCGUCAUCUUCGACAACGCCAAGUUCAACAUCAGAAUUUCAGUCUGCUAAUGAAGCCGACUCAGCUGUACAGGUUCCUCGCCGCUCUUCGCGUGUACGAAGAGCUCCGCAAUGGUUCGAUCCCUAUCAGCUGUAUUAGAAGGGGAGAUGUUGGAGACGUGACCAUCCCUACAACCCAAUAGUAAUUGCUGGGCUCACUGGUGGCAGCCCGACUGUCACUCAGUUGAUGCACCGACCAGCAUCCGGUCUAUGUGUCAGAAUCAGAAUGUGAUAUGUAGUAGAAUAAGGAACACGCGUUUUUACCUCUAACUGUGCGUCUAUUAAUAAAGUCAGUUUCAAUGUU